Drosophila kikkawai is the source of this 1908-nucleotide messenger RNA. RefSeq lists its product as uncharacterized. The record is from RefSeq and is a predicted model, not a curated record. NCBI's taxonomy places the organism in Eukaryota, Metazoa, Arthropoda, Insecta, Diptera, Drosophilidae.
UUGCACCAAAAGAUGAUGGUUAUACUCCACAAAGCUCUUCAAAAUUAGGUUAUUUGAAAGGAUUAAACAUUUUUAAGAUACACAGCUAUCGAUAAACGCAAUGCAUUGCAACUACCAUCUGCAAUAUGCAAUAGUUGAUACGCAUUAACAAUACACGGAGGAGUGAGCCAAAGUUUCUUUGGCAAAAAUGAGUUCCUCAAAUGGCAAGGAGGACAUUGUUGUUCCUACGGUCAGGGAAGUGCAGCAGAUAUUCGCCGAGAUUCUAAGCCACGGCGACGAUAUAACUUGGGAUCUAUUGUCCCAUAGUCAGUCUGCAAUACUAAAAUCCAAAAUCGCAGAGUUCCAAGACCACCCAAACCUACGGAGCUCCAUCCAUUUACCGAUUUAUUCCAAAUUCUUUAAUAGGAUUUGGGAUCAACGAAAAUACACAAAUGGCCAGUCCCUCUCAUCCCUCUUCUUUGUGAUGAUUGUGGAUGAUGUCACAGAUGCCAAGUUGGCGGAACAAAAAGACACAUCUGGUAAUUACUGCAGCAACCUGCGGUGCUGUAUGGUAUAUGUGACUCAACAUGACUUCUUCGAAAACUGGGAUUCGUUUGUGACUUCAGUUCGUCUGCGAGCCGGCAUUAUGGUGACGCCUUACCGAGGGGUUUACAAACUGAUCGAUGGUCAGGUUGAGCUGAAAAGCUACCUUCUCCCAGAACCGAUCUCUUCCCGUCUGUUGCCAAUGGGCCUAGAUCGCUGCAUAACACCGGAAUCCCUAAAGGAAUCCUCGAUAAAUCCUAGUAAACGCCACGAACGCUUUUAUUUCGACUUGAAUGCUUUUACUAUACCCUUUAUGCAUCUGGAGAAAUAUUGCUCUGUCGAUUGGAUGCUCUAUUCCCUAUUGCUUCUUCGUGAGGGACAAACAAGCGCAGUUGAAGGUGAAAUGUCCACAUCUCUAGUUGUGUUUACACACGCUGUCACCAACUCCCGCCUGGCAUUCGAAAUGCGCAAUGAAAAAGCUUAUCGCAGGAUUCUGGGAAAUCAUGUAAAAAAACACUUCGACAAAAUAGCCGAGGAAUCUGAACGUAUUGAGGGCAGAGUGAAUCUCAUACGCAGCGCCAAUGAAGUGCCUCCGAGAUAUGAGCUCGAUAAACUUUUCAGCAGCAAAAGGAAGAGGAUUCAGGAACCCAGUGAGGCCAGCAAUUCACCCCUAGACCUGACCACAAUCCGAGUCAAAGGCGAAGCCAUAAACUUGGAAGAUUAUGGCUCUGCACUCAAAGAACACAUUAUCAGUUCGGAGAGCUUUGAAAAUCUAAUCAUAUGCAUGUCCGAGCACCUCGAGCCCGAAAUGUUCAUGAUAAUUGUGAAAUUAACCCAACAUUUUAUGGAAAUCAUCAGAGAGGGGUUGUGGCAUCUGUUGAAGUACCACAUCCCCACGGAAACAGUUCUCUAUCAGAUUAUUCUCGACGUAAUUGAGAACCAUCCUGAGCUAAAUUUCAAAGAAGUCGAAGAGCGGUCUUCGGAUGUUUUGAAGCGGGUGCGUUUAAAUUUUGUCUUGGCUAAUCCAAACUCGAAUCCAGAUUUUCUAACAAAGUGCCCGAAAUGCUGUAAUUUUUUUGAUAAAUUUGUAAAUAAAUUUGCGUGAAUUUGGGAAUUCUUAAAAAUGUAUAUAUUUAUUUUAUUAUACUUCUAAAAAAUAUGUUCAUAUGACUCUAAUUAGUUGGGUUUUUCUCGAAACUCCAUUCCCGAAAGAAUUUGAUUAUAAUAUUUUAUUUGAAUAAUAUUAAGAUUAUUAAUUAUAAAGAUUUUUUGCCUUUAAGCUGUAAAAGUGGAUAUAAAAUAUUAUUUAAUAUGUUUCUUAUCCUAUUUUUUAAGAUCCGAGACUUUAAAGUUGCUAUUGUAGAUGAAGUGUGAUCUGUAAUUAAA